AUGGAGUCGGCUAAGGGGGCAAAUACAGUUGUUGACGAUGAGGAAAAGGCCGUAGGUAUUGAGUGCUACGCGAAUACCGCAUCGGGUUUCCAGGCUAUCCUCAAGGAGCGUUACACUGACUUCAUCGUGAACGAGAUUGGCCUGGACGGCGAGGUGGUCCACCUCACGUCCUUGGACGCGGCGGUGGACGAAGAGAUCGACAGUAGGGAGCAAGAAAAGAGGCAGAAGACGAUUGUGCAGCUAAGCGCGACUCAGGAAGAGCCCGAUGAUCACAGCGACCGACAGCUCGACGAUGGUAAGAAGGCACCUGCGGCGGCGGCGGCAACGCCAAGCGAAACGCAGGGCGAAGGCACAGAUGCUAAGGUUGAACAGACUGAAGUUGCGGCUUCGGUAGACUUCUCUGCAGAGAUAGAGAUUGCAGUUGCUGAUUUCGUGAAGCUCGCUGGGCCCGCGGAGGCUGAGCGGCUGAAGGAGUUCCUCGAGCAGCCCGGGGUCCUGUUACCUGCGGCGGAGGGGAAACCUGCUCCUGCCCCAUUGAUUUUGGCCUCAAGCAACGAUAAGGCUUACCGUACGCGCAUGCACGUCUUUUUUAACUCGCAUUUUCAACUGAUGACCGACACGGUCGAGGCACCCGCUGAUGAAGAAGCCUCUGGUCCAGUGAAAAAGGAUUCGAAGCGACCCUGUCUGUGUAUUCGAGUACAUCCCAGGAAGCCCGUGAACAGCAAAGGCGGCAACGGAGGGCAGAAGCGCAAUCGCGAUGAAGGCGGUGGCUGGAAAGGCCACAGGCGGUGGCCUGCCAACCUCCCACAAUACCUUGAGUUCACCCUCUGCAAAGAAAACAAGGACACCGGGGAUGCAAUCGGCGUCCUGUCCCGUAUUCUCCAUGUGAAACCAAGGUCUUUCGGGUUUGCUGGCACCAAGGACAGGCGCGGCGUGACAAGUCAACGAGUCACUAUUUUUAAAGUACGCGCUGCUCGAAUGGCUAAGCUGAGGCUACUUGGAAUGAAGGUCGGCAACUAUCGUUACGUGGAUCGCGAUUUGCGACUCGGUGACUUGAAGGGCAACUUGUUCACGUUAACCCUCAGAGGAAUAGAGGAAGGAUCACAGCUGAGUAUAUCUGAGGCAGUUAGGACCCUUCGCACGAGUGGUUUCAUCAACUACUUUGGACUGCAGAGAUUCGGUAGCCACUCGAUUGGCACACAUGUGGUUGGUGCUGCCUUAUUGCGAGGUGCUUGGGAAGAGGCGGUUGACCUCAUCUUGAGACCACGAGACGGUGACAAACCUCAGGUCGCGAUGGCUAGGUCCAUUUUUAAGGAGCAAGGAAAUGCGGCAGCAGCUCUCAAACACAUGCCGACAUGGUGCGUGGCUGAACGCAGCCUCCUCGAAGGCUUGGUAAGGGCACAAAAAAAUGACUAUGUGAGCGCUUUUAGUUCUAUCCCGCGCACGACUCGUAAGAUGUAUGUUCAUGCAUAUCAGAGCUACCUGUGGAAUCGAGCUGCCAGUGAGCGUGUACGUAGACACGGGCUCCAGCGCGUUGUUGCUGGAGAUCUCAUUAUAGACACCGGUUGCCAGACGGAUAUCGAUAAUGAAGAUGGCGACAAUGAUUGGAUAUUUUCGAACGUUCGCGAAGUCACGCCUGAGGAAGCAUCUGCAGGUGUAUUCAGCAUCACAGACGUCGUGCUUCCUCUCCCUGGAUCACGAGUGAUCUAUUCGGAGUCCGUGCAGAAAAUAUACGAAGAAAUUUGCCAAUCAGAUGGGGUUCAACUCGUAGGGUUUGCGCACUCAGUAAGGGAAUACUCUUUUGGGUAUCUCACGGGAGCGUAUCGGCGGUUGGUGACCAAGCCAGACAAGGUAAAAUUUGAUUUCGUAAGGUAUUCGGACCCAAGCGCAGACUUAGCCGAAACAGACUUGGCACGAUUGCAACCUGUGCAACAUGAUACGGUGAAACCGGCAGGCAAAGCUGAGGAAGGAGAGCUGCUGGCCCUUCGAUUGAGUUUCUCGUUGCCAACAGCUUCAUACGCAACCAUGGCUAUCCGUGAACUCAUGAAAUCGUCCUCUUCACAGGCGUCACACAAGGCUGCGACGCUCUCUGCGAACCACAUAGUGCAGAAUUAG
Micromonas commoda is the source of this 2115-nucleotide messenger RNA. RefSeq lists its product with no specific name. Gene Ontology annotation, molecular function: RNA binding; pseudouridine synthase activity. The transcript has 2 exons. The record is from RefSeq and is a predicted model, not a curated record. Lineage: Eukaryota; Viridiplantae; Chlorophyta; Mamiellophyceae; Mamiellales; Mamiellaceae. Bases 1 to 2115 code for a protein of 704 amino acids. Gene Ontology annotation, biological process: pseudouridine synthesis. Gene Ontology annotation, cellular component: nucleus.